This is a messenger RNA of Zootermopsis nevadensis, 3876 nucleotides long. Its product is annotated as aminopeptidase A. Gene Ontology annotation, biological process: peptide catabolic process; proteolysis. Gene Ontology annotation, cellular component: cytoplasm; membrane. The record is from RefSeq and is a predicted model, not a curated record. Gene Ontology annotation, molecular function: metalloaminopeptidase activity; peptide binding; zinc ion binding. Lineage: Eukaryota; Metazoa; Arthropoda; Insecta; Blattodea; Termopsidae.
AACGAAACAACUUCACGGAGUACUGACCAUGGCGACAACGAGGAUCCCGCCGAAGGCGGAGCGCGGGAAACUCUUCUACUUCUUCGUGUGGACGUGUCUGGUGCUGGCGCUGCUGUGCGUGUGCCUCGUGCUGGCGGUAGUUCUGUUGGGGAGCAGCCUCAGUGCGUGUCGCGAGACCACAUCUGACGCUUCGUCGUCUACGACGGUCCCGGCAGUGCGUAAUACCAGCAUGAAGUCCGUCCAGAAAUCAGCGCCCAAGCCGUGGGAGACCGAUUACCACUUGCCGUCAGCCACGGACCCCAUUCAUUACGACAUAUUUCUGCAUCCGGACCUCAGUAAUUUGACCUUCAGCGGCAAAGUUACAAUUACGAUUCGUGUGAAGAACCCGAGGUCUUUUCUGUUGGUGAACGCCAAGUAUUUGGACAUCUACGAGACUCGCCUCACCGGGCCGGUUGCUCCCGACAACGAAGGCGAGGAAAGGGCCAAGGCCGGCGAAGUGCGGGAGAUUGACAUCGGCGAAGCCUUCGAGUACAAACCCAACGAGUUCUGGGUGGUAGUGAUAAAAAACAACACGGAACUUCAACCCGGAAUCUACAGUCUUCACCUGCAAUUCAGAGGCAGCCUAAGUGGGAAAAUUGUCGGCUUCUACAGCAGUACGUACACUGAUUCCAAGACACAGGAGAAAAGGAGAAUUGCUACGUCCAAGUUCCAGCCGACGUACGCACGCCAGGCUUAUCCGUGUUUUGACGAACCCGGAUUCAAAUCUACUUUCAAAGUGCGCCUCGUGAGACCGCGAGAUGGCUACAUCGCUCUGUCGAACAUGGAGUAUAAGACUCACGCGGACGAUUCCCCAGAAGCCGGGCUGACGACCGUGGAGUUCAUGGAGUCGGUGCCAAUGGUCACGUACCUCAGUUGUUUCAUCGUGGCCGACUUCGAACGCCUGCAACCCGUCACUGUGUCUCAGGGAUUCCCCUUCAGCGUCUAUUCGACUCCCGCUCAGGUCAACAAGACUAAAUACGGUCUGGAAGUCGGUGUCAAAAUCACAGAGUACUACAUUCAGUACUUCGGAGUACCUUACCCUCUGCCCAAACUAGACCUGGCCGCGAUCCCCGACUUCGUGUCAGGCGCCAUGGAGCACUGGGGCCUCGUAACCUUCCGCGAAGUGAACCUGCUGUACCAGGAGGGUGUCAGCUCCACAGGCAACAAGCAGCGUGUCGCCAUGGUGAUUGCUCACGAGCUCGCUCACAUGUGGUUCGGAAAUCUGGUGACGCUGAAAUGGUGGGACGACCUGUGGCUGAAUGAAGGAUUUGCCAGUUACGUGGAGUACAAAGGUGUCGACCACGCACAUCCAGACUGGCAGAUACUGGACCAGUUUCUGAUAGAUGAUUUGCAUCCUGCGCUGAUCCUGGACGCAUCUCUCACAUCACACCCCAUCGUUCAGACUGUGGGUCAUCCCGAUGAAAUCACCGAAAUAUUUGACACUAUCUCGUACAGUAAGGGAGCCUCAGUAAUACGAAUGCUUGAAGAUUUCCUGGGUGAUGAAGAAUUUAAAAAUGGCAUCACUAGUUUCCUGAACCAUUUCAAGUUCGCAAAUGCCGUGACUCAAGAUCUGUGGAAUGAGUUGCAAGUGGUAGGAAAAGAUGUGAACAUCACCCAUGUCAUGGACACAUGGACCCGACAGAUGGGUUACCCUGUGGUCACCGUGACACGGGGGCAAAACGGAGCUAUCACUCUAGAACAAAAACGCUUUCUGUCAGAUCCAGACGCCAACACUACAAACAGUUCCCCUUACGGGUACAAGUGGGAUAUUCCAAUUACUUAUAUUACAUCACAAUCAAAGGCUGUGAAGAGGACCUGGCUUCUCAGUGAGGACACAUCGUUGCAAAUUGAAAUUCCACAUAGUGUGACAUGGAUUAAAAUAAACUGUAAACAAAAGGGAUAUUAUAGAGUAAACUACGAUGAUCAAAACUGGGAGAAACUCAUCGAGUUAAUGAAGAAUGACUUAACGGCUCUUAGUAUUCCGGAUCGAGCGCAUCUAUUGGACGACAUCUUCAGCUUAGCAGAAGCUCGUCUUGUCAGCUAUCAUCUGGCAAUGAACAUGACUAGGUACCUUGCAGCAGAAAUGGAAUACAUCCCAUGGAGAGUAGCAUCGACUAAAUUCAAUACACUCAACAGACUGCUAAUUUCAUCACCAUCAUAUGGAAAAUUUAGGAAAUAUGUGCAGUCCUUAGUAUUGAAUACAUACAAGAAAGUUACUAUGGCUGUUUCAGAUGAUGAUUCUCAUGUACUGCGGUUGUUAAGACCAAUGGUGGUGGGGUUAGCAUGCCAUGUGGGAGUACCAGAAUGCAUUGAUGAAGCUGUGGCAGUUUUCAAGAAAUGGAUCACAAACGCUACAUCUGUGCCAAAACCACAUCCCGACCUUCGAUCCAUAGUGUAUUCAUGUGGUAUGAGACUGGGCGGCAGUGAGGAGGACUGGAACACAAUGUGGAAUCUGUACUUGAAUGAGACAGAUGCUCAGGAAAGAACCAAACUGCUUCAUGGACUGGCUCAUUCUUCAGAGCCCUGGAUUCUGCAAAGAUAUAUACAGCUUGCCAAGUUUGAAAGUAAUGUGAGAUCACAAGAUUUCUUCUCUGUGCUAUCUUAUAUCUCUCAAAAUCCUAUUGGAGUGUCCAUUGUGUGGGACUUCAUCAGAGAUGAAUGGCAGUAUCUAGUAGAGAGAUUCUCCUUGAAUGAUCGCUACCUUGGCCGUCUGAUCCCUACCGUCACAAAAAGUUUCACAUCUGAAGUGAAACUGAGAGAGAUGGAGAUCUUCUUCAAGGACUACCCAGAUGCAGGAGCUGGUAAAGCAGCUCGAAGUCAAGCACUUGACCAUGUUCGGAAAAAUAUCAAAUGGCUGAGUCAGCACAAGAAAACUCUUGAAGACUGGCUUGAUGCAGUUUGAUGUUCUCAUGUAUGUUGCAUGCCUUGUUGACUGACUGAACAAGAAGCCAAUCAAUAACUUGCUUGUGGUUUAUUCACGGUGAAGAUAAUAUCACACACACAGAAAAUAUUGACAUCAUGACAGUAACUGAACUGAUAUCACUAGGAAAACUGGUAUAUUUUGAAAUAAUAUAAAAUAUGAUACAGUAUUUUGUUAAUAUUUCAAAGCACUCUUUGUAUGUUUCUAAUUCUUGAUCAGUACAAAUAAGCCUAUAUGAUAAGUGAGAUGUCAUAAGAAAACCUAGAAGUUAACUAAAUGAUUAUUGUUUUGUGUAAGUGCAUAGUGUGAAAAUCCUUAUAAUUAUCAGUAUUUCAAGUUUUCCCAUCAGUUUAUUCCCUCCCAAAAUUUUCAUAUUUUCCUAGGGAAAAACUAGGCUUUUCCCCUGCCCCAUAUUUUUAGUGAUGAUGAUCAAAUAUGUUCAGCUUCUGUUACCUUAUGUGUGAAUAUGUGAAACACUGCCACUUGGAAGGCUGAGGAUAUUAUAAGAUGGACCUGAUGACAAUGUCAAUGUGUUAGAUAUUAAUGAAUACGAAGAGGGCUUUGUACCUAAACUGAAGAAAGGCAAAAUAUUUCACAACCAGGUCAGCUUUGGGCUGACUGUGGAGUAAUGUGUACCACAAGCUGCACGUAUUCCCUGGACUGGAAUGAAUGUUCACCAGGUGGUUCUUUCAAUUACCAAAAGAGGCUACUAUUCACUUGGUGUCAACAUAGGACUCGUAUGGAUGAUGUGUACAAUCCACCAUUUUUCUUACGACUUGAUACCUUGUUGCAAAUAUAAUGAAUUUUUGCACUAUUUAUGAUCUAUUAAUAUGAUGGUGCCAGAAACUUCCAAAUGUAUACAAAAGGUAGUAUUUACUACUCUUGUAUUCUGUAACAUUAAUAGUUUUUAUGCAGUA